Messenger RNA from Arabidopsis arenosa, 4818 nucleotides. NCBI's taxonomy places the organism in Eukaryota, Viridiplantae, Streptophyta, Magnoliopsida, Brassicales, Brassicaceae. The record is from the annotation of a GenBank genome assembly.
GUGAAAACUCCGACACCACCCCUGAAGUCAACCUCCAAUUCAGUGAACAGUGUGGGAAGCAUGAGUGCAACUGCUUUGCAAGCUGUGGGAGGUCCUUACUUGUGGAACACUCAGUGGGCCCUAGCUGUUCAGCGAAUUGCUCAAGGCUCUCCCCCCCUUGUCGUCAGUUCAGUAAAAUGGCUUGAAGACGAAUUAGAACUCAACGCGCUUCACAAUCCUGGUAGCCGCCGAGGAAAUGGAAAUGAGAAAGUAGCUUCAACCCAGAGACUUGCUCUUUCAACUGCCUUAGGUGGCAGAGUUGACGUUGCAGCAAUGAACACCAUCUCAGGGGUGAAGGCUACCUAUUUGCUUGCUGUGUCUUUUUUGGAGAUCAUACGUUUUAUUAGCAACGGGGGUAUCCUUAAUGGUGACUCAAGCGUAUCUGCCUCUAGAAGUGCCUUCAGUUGUGUGUUCGAAUAUCUGAAAACUCCAAAUCUUACUCCUGCUGUUUCACAGUGUUUGACGGCAAUUGUGCAUAGAGCCUUUGAAACAGCAGUCUCAUGGCUGGAAGAUCGAAUAUCUCUUACUGGGAAAGAUGCUCGUAAUAGAGAACUGACAACGUAUGCACAUGCAUGUUUCCUCAUAAAGAGUAUGUCACAGAGAGAUGAGCACGUCCGAGAUAUCUCUGUGAACCUGUUGACUCAGCUACGAGACAAAUUUCCUCAGGUCCUCUGGCAUUCGUCAUGUCUGGAUAGUUUGCUGUUUUCAGUUCAUGACAAUACACCUUCAACUGUUGUCAAUGAUCCUGCUUGGACUGCUGCUGUUCGAUCCUUAUACCAGAAAGUUGUACGAGAAUGGAUCAUAAUAUCACUUUCAUAUGCUCCAUGCACCAGUCAGGGUUUGCUUCAGGAUAAGCUGUGCAAAGCAAACACAUGGCAGCGAGCACAAACUACAACUGAUGUGGUUUCUCUUCUAUCUGAGAUAAAAAUUGGAACUGGAAAAAAUGAACUUUGGUCUGGGAUAAGAACUGCUAAUAUCCCAGCUGUGAUGGCUGCAGCAGCUGCAGCGUCAGGGGCAAACUUAAAAGUUUCUGAAGCCUUUAACUUGGAAGUACUUGGUACUGGUGUAGUCAGUGCAACGGUAAAAUGCAACCAUGCUGGAGAAAUUGCUGGCAUGCGAAGGUUGUACAACAGUAUUGGUGGAUUUCAAUCUGGCUCGACACCUAGUGGUUUUGGUGGUGGCCUUCAAAGAUUAAUAUCUGGAGCAUUUUCCCAAGCACCACAACCAGAAGAUGAUUCAUUUAAUGAGAUGUUAAUUGCCAGGUUUGUGCGUCUUCUUCAGCAAUUUGUAAAUACUGCUGAAAAGGGUGGAGAGGUGGAAAAGUCGCAAUUCCGAGAAACUUGUUCCCAAGCAACUGCAUUACUUCUUUCAAACCUGGGUGGUGAGUCGAAAACAAAUGUCGAAGGCUUUUCUCAAUUACUGCGUCUCCUUUGUUGGUGUCCAGCAUAUAUAUCUACUCCAGAUGCUAUGGAAACUGGAAUUUUUAUAUGGACCUGGUUGGUUUCUGCUGCUCCUCAACUGCGAGGACUCUUUGCAUCUGAUGUACGAUACUCUGGCCCAGCUGCAAAAUUAAGACCCCAUCUUUCCCCAGGGGAACCAGAAGAUCCACCUGAAAGUGACCCUGUUGACCAGAUAGUCGCUCACAGACUGUGGCUUGGAUUUUUGAUAGAUCGGUGUGAGGUUAGGAUUGAUUCUCUACUUUUUUCUAAUACAGGAGCUAACUCGAGUUUAAUUUACCUCAUUCUUCCUUCCACAUUGGUUAAGACGGUCUUAAGUGUUAUAAGUUGUUCGAACAUAAUAGUGCGGAGCAACCUGUUGCUGCUAGGUCGGAUGUUACAACGGAGUACAGACCUUGACUGGUGCUUUACUCGCCACCCUGCAGCUGCUGAGCGAGCUCUAUCUGUUUCAGUUUUUGUUCACUUUUUAUCAAACGAGCUAUCAGAAUCAAGUCAAUCUGAUUCCAAAGGAAAACCUCGUGAAAGUGGGAAUUUGAUUGAUGUGACUGAUCAGUAUCAUCCCGUCUGGGUGGAUCCUCGCAUUGCUUUAUCAGUCGCCUCAAGAUUUCCGGCAAAUGCUUCUGUGAAAUCUGAAGUCACUCAGCUGGUUCAGACAAAUAUAGUAGAUCUUCGUACAAUUCCUGAGGCAUUGCCGUAUUUUGUUACACCAAAAAACGUUGAAGAGAACUCAGUGCUGUUGCAGCAGCUACCGCACUGGGCUGCUUGUUCAAUUACACAGGCUCUUGAGUUCCUCACGCCUGCUUAUAAGGGACAUCCACGUGUCAUGGCAUAUGUCCUACGAGUUUUAGAGUCCUACCCUCCUGAACGUGUUACUUUUUUCAUGCCGCAGUUGGUGCAGUCUUUGCGCUAUGAUGAAGGGAGGCUAGUUGAAGGGUAUCUUCUUAGAGCUACCCAAAGAAGUGACAUAUUUGCCCAUAUUCUCAUUUGGCAUUUGCAGGGUGAGAAUGUUCAGGAAACUCCGAAGGAUGGUUCUAUCGAUAAGAAUGCGGCAUUCCAAGAAAUUUUGCCAGUGGUUCGGCAGCAUAUCAUUGAUGGUUUCAGUCCCAAUGCCUUGGACAUGUUCACUAGAGAGUUUGACUUCUUUGACAAGGUUACUUCUAUUUCUGGGGUGCUAUUUCCUCUUCCAAAGGAAGAACGCAGAGCCGGUAUUAGGAGGGAGUUGGAGAAAAUUGAAAUGCAGGGAGAUGACCUUUAUUUGCCAACUGCUCCUAACAAGCUUGUUAGGGGUAUCCGUGUAGACAGUGGAAUACCUUUACAAUCAGCUGCCAAAGUCCCUAUCAUGAUAACUUUUAACGUUAUUGAUCGUGAUGGUGACCACAGUGAUGUAAAACCACAGGCUUGCAUUUUCAAGGUUGGAGAUGAUUGCCGGCAAGAUGUUCUUGCUCUUCAAGUGAUAUCUCUUCUUAGAGACAUAUUUCAAGCGGCUGGUCUUAAUCUUUAUCUUUUCCAUAUGGAGUUGUGCCUAAUACAAGAAGCAGAAGUCAAAUGGGGUGAAACUACCGACGGGGGUUUGUAUGAGAUUUUCCAACAAGACUAUGGGCCCGUCGGCUCAACCACCUUUGAAACAGCACGAGAGAACUUCCUCAUCAGCAGUGCCGGUUACGCAGUGGCUAGUCUUUUACUCCAGCCCAAAGACAGACACAAUGGAAAUCUCCUCUUCGAUGACGUGGGAAGACUUGUCCACAUCGACUUUGGUUUCAUUUUGGAAACUUCACCUGGUGGAAACAUGCGGUUUGAGAGUGCUCAUUUCAAACUGAGCCACGAAAUGACCCAAUUGCUAGAUCCCUCGGGUGUUAUGAAAAGCAAAACAUGGCAUCAGUUUGUGAGCUUGUGCGUCAAGGGGUACUUAGCUGCUCGGCGGCAGAUGGACGGAAUCAUCAGCACUGUGCAAAUGAUGCUAGAAAGUGGAUUGCCUUGCUUUAGCAGAGGAGAUCCAAUUGGUAAUCUUAGGAAAAGAUUUCACCCAGAAAUGAGCGAACGUGAAGCUGCACACUUCAUGAUUCAUGUUGUGUUUGCGCCGGGUGGUGUAGCAAGAAAUGUAGCUGAGUGCAUCUUCAAGCUUGGAAUUAAACCUUUUAUGAUUGGUACUUUGGGGCUUGAUGGUCCAGCCAAUGUAUUAUUGAAAGAGUGGAAGCUCUCCAUGGAAGGAAUCUUGAGACGUGAAGACAUUAGUACUCCCAUUGUGUCCCUUGUAUAUGACAUUAAUGGAGAAGUUGCGGCCGGUGUUGCUGGUGUCGAUGCACUUGAAAAGUUUCUGACACCUGAGUGGAUCCAGCGGUUCGAAGACAACAUAAGCGCUGCUCCUGUUCUUAUGGUAGAUGCAAAUCUUAGCACUCUUGCUUUGGAAGCAUCUUGCAAAUUGGCUGCAGAGUUCAAUGUUCCUGUAUGGUUUGAGCCCGUGUCAGUCACAAAGUCGCAGAGGAUCGCCUCAAUUGCCAAGUAUGUAACAAUAGUGUCCCCAAACCAAGACGAACUUAUAGCCAUGGCAAACGCUCUCUGCGCCAAGAAUUUGUUCCACCCCUUUAGAUUAGAAGAAAAUAAGCUUUCUAUCGAAGAUAUGUUCCGCGCGCUAAAGCCAGCCAUUUGGGUUCUCCUUGAAAAUGGUGUUAAAGUAGUUAUCGUAACUCUCGGCUCCAAUGGAGCUCUCCUAUGCUCCAAGGGAAACCCGAAAAAGGCUCUGAACAUAAACAGAAAGUUUCCCAGAAGUGGAGAGAUCUUCAAAAGAGUACAAUCUGUAUGUUCACCAAACCGGUUUUCUGAAGUAGGAACGAAUUUCAACCCGAGUCUUUUCGCAAUGCAUUUCCCAACCAUCCCAGCCAAAGUCAAGAAGCUGACUGGUGCAGGUGAUUGCCUGGUAGGCGGCACAGUCGCAUCGCUAAGCCAUGGGUUAGAUCUAAUCCAGAGUUUAGCAGUUGGCAUUGCCUCGGCUAAAGCAGCGGUUGAGUCAGAUGAUAAUGUGCCUCCUAAGUUCAAGUUGGAUCUUAUUUAUGAUGACGCAGAGGUAGUAUACAAUGGCGCGAAGAUGUUGAUGGUUCAUCAGUCGAUGCUAUGAAGGAUGAUCUUGUUGUUUCUUUUGCUAAAACAGUCUUUGUCUGAGAGGAACCAACAGAUCACUUAACAGAAGCGUCUCCGUAAGUAGUUUCUGCAGUACUUAGUUUUCUCACAAAACUUGAUGUCGAUAUUGCACUUGGGCGCUUCAAAACUUGUCCUUGUCGUUUAUUGCACAAAUCUCCCAAGUAUCAAAUCAACAGAUGAAACCUUG